Messenger RNA from Coregonus clupeaformis (lake whitefish), 2532 nucleotides. Its product is annotated as calpain-5-like. The record is from RefSeq and is a predicted model, not a curated record. The coding region runs from base 107 to 2299 and encodes 730 amino acids. NCBI's taxonomy places the organism in Eukaryota, Metazoa, Chordata, Actinopteri, Salmoniformes, Salmonidae. Gene Ontology annotation, cellular component: cytoplasm. Gene Ontology annotation, biological process: proteolysis. Gene Ontology annotation, molecular function: calcium-dependent cysteine-type endopeptidase activity. The transcript is spliced from 13 exons.
GGGACGAGAGGGGUCUUACACAGAUAAAGUUGCCGGGGGAGUAUGGGGUUCAGGGAGAGGACAGAACACUAUCCAGAGGACCUGAAGAGAGGAGCAGACCCAGCAUAUGCCAGAGAGAGUGUGUGGCUUCCAGGGGCAGAGUUUCCACAAGCUGAAGAGAGUGUGUCUGCGGCGGGGCAAGCUCUUCCAGGACCCCCUCUUCCCCCCCUCUGCACUGUCACUCUUCUACAAACGAGAUCCACCCCCUGGACUCACAUGGAAGAGACCACGGGAGCUGUGUAAGGACCCUCGUCUCUUUGUGGACGGCAUCAGCACGCGGGACCUGCACCAAGGCAGUCUGGGUAACUGCUGGAUGGUGGCGGCCACUUCAUGUCUGGCCUCAGAACCCUCGCUGUGGAAGAAGGUUAUUCCUGACCACAUGGAGCAGGAGUGGAACCCCAAGCGUCCCGACCUGUAUGCCGGAAUCUUCCACUUCCGCUUCUGGCGGCUGGGCCGCUGGACAGACGUGGUGGUGGACGACCGCCUGCCGGUCAACGAGGAUGGAACACUGCUCUUCUGCCGCUCAGCCACGCCACGGGAGUUCUGGAGCGCCCUGCUGGAGAAGGCCUACGCCAAGUUGAAUGGCUGCUAUGAGGCGUUGGAAGGCGGUAACACGGCAGAGGCCCUGAUCGACUUCACAGGAGGGGUGUCGGAGCCCCUAAGCCUGGACAGGGAGGCCCUCACCCUGCACCUCGACCAGAGGAGGGCGCUGUUCCAGACUCUGGCCAAGGCCCAUGGACGCAGAGCCCUCAUCACCUGCUCCAUACGGCCAGCGGACGGGGAGACAGUAGAGUCAGUACUAGACUGUGGUCUGGUGCGGGGCCAUGCCUACGGUAUCACCGCGGUGAGGAAGGUGCGUCUGGGGGAGUGUUCGCUUCUGGGUGGAUGUGGUGGUCGUCUCUGCAUGGUGCGCAUGAGGAACCCAUGGGGUACAGCCGACUGGACCGGGCCCUGGAGUCAGGGGUCUCAACAUUGGCAGCAGGUUGGUCGUGGUGAAAGAGAGAAGAUGGGCCUCAUAGUCAGAGAUGUGGGAGAGUUCUGGAUGGAGUUUGAGGACUUCUGCCGCUACUUCACAGACGUGGUGGUGUGUCGUCUGGUGGAACGAGCCCUGCUGUGGCCCAGAACUCACUGGAGAGAAGUACGCUGCCCUGGGGAGUGGGCUCCAGCCCCUAACACCCCCGGCACCCUCCUCUCUAGCCGCCAUGCACCCAACCUGGGGAAGAACACUGCCAAGCCUGGGGGGUUGAACCAGACUCAGAGAGGGGACCGGAAAGAGGCAAGACUGGGGGAGAGACAGAGGGGUGGAGGGGGAGGAGGUAGAGGUGUUCGUGAUGGAGGGAGGGAGAAAAUGGUUGUUGCGAAAGAGAGGGAGAAGAAGAUGAAGAGGAAGGAGGAGGGGGUGAAGAAGGAGGGAGAGGUGGAUGGAGGAUGGGAUGAACAGACUGAUAAGAACAGUAGGUGUGGAGGAUGCAUCAACCACAAAGACACUUUUCUACACAACCCCCAGUUCAUGUUUGAGGUGCAGGGAAAGGAGGAUGAGGUGUUGAUCUGUCUGCAGCAGGAGGACAGGAGGAUAAAGAGGAAGGAUGGAGGAGGAGAGAAUUUGCCCAUCGGCUUCGAGGUGCUGAGGGUGGAGGUGAACCGGCUAAGCCGUGUGCAGUGUGUGGUGGAGCAGGCAGCGAGCUCUGUGUACAUGGACUCCCGUAGUGUGGCCCUGCGAGUGACCCUGGGCCCCGGCCGCUACGCCCUCCUCCCCACCACCUUCCAGCCUGGGGCCACCGGACGCUUCCUGAUACGCCUCUUCUCACAUUCCCACCUCAGACUCAGUGAGUUGAGAGAGGAGUUGCCUGCUCCCUCACUGUGGCAGUGUUGUCUUCCCCAGCCCAUUAUAGUGACCACCGUCCACCUACGUCGAGCAUCUGGACUCAGCCAGCCUAAACAGACCGCACCAGAUGUGCAUGCUGUGAUCUGGUGUGAGGAUGACACCAUAAGAACACAUGUGUUCAAGGAGGAUGGAAACCCAGAGUUCAAUAUGAGGGCCAUUUUCUACAGGAGAUACCCAGACGCACAUAUUAGCAUUGAGUUGUGGUGCCAUGGUCUACUGUGGGACACACUACUGGGCAGGGCUCGCCUCCAGACUAGCGACAGCGAGAAGGGGAGGAGCCGAGUGAUUGAUCUGCAGGGUGGCCAAUCACGGUCAGGAUCCAGGGGCUGUAUCUAUGUGGAGACCUCAUCCAGCAAAUGCCUAACAGACUUAUAACUGACAGCUGUGGCUUGUUCCACCCACGAUACAACCAUGCAAUCAAUGUUUUUUUGGAAGAGGCCGCAGAUUUGGACGAAGAUGGUACCGGUUCAAUAGCUUUAUCCAUUUGGGGUAAAACAAUUAAUAAAUUGGGACUCCCAUAAAUAACAAUGACAAAUACCUCUUUGAUUUAACUUAAUGCAUAUACACUGAACAAAAAUAUAAAAGCAACAUGUAAAGUGUUGAUUCCA